UUGCGCGUAUCCAAAGCAGCUCCCACCUGCGCCUAGUUCCAGAAGACGCAAUUAUUGCUGCAGCACUAGCACACACAUCAAGCCCUUUCAACAAAGUCAUGGCCACAUCUUCUGCAUCAUCAGCUGCCCAGGAUGCGCAAUGGCGAGCAGAAGUAGCAGCGCGGGUCGAAAAGGAUGGACGGCCGCAGACUGAGGAUGUGACAGCCACCAAGGGCAACGAUUUCGAAGACUAUUUCCUGAAGCGACCUCUGCUCAUGGGCAUCUUCGAGGCUGGCUUCGAACGGCCAUCUCCGAUUCAAGAAGAAGCGAUUCCCAUCGCUUUGACUGGUCGUGAUAUCUUGGCAAGGGCAAAGAAUGGAACGGGCAAGACGGCGGCUUACGUCAUUCCCUCUCUAGAAAGGCUCAAACCCGAAAAGAGUGCGAUCCAAGCGGUCUUGCUCGUCCCUACCCGAGAGUUAGCCCUGCAGACUAGUCAGGUCGUCAAGACUUUGGGCAAGCAUAUGGGCAUUCAGGUCAUGGUCACCACCGGAGGAACCACUCUGAGAGACGACAUCCUGCGUCUCUCUCAGACCGUACACAUCCUGGUUGGAACUCCUGGGAGGAUCUUGGAUCUUGCGAGCAAAGGCAUCGCUGAUUUGACCCAAUGCUCGACUUUCGUGAUGGACGAGGCCGACAAGCUGCUGUCACCCGAAUUCACGCCUGUCAUGGAGCAAUUGCUUGGCUUGUUGCCCCGCGAGAGGCAAGUCAUGCUGUUUAGCGCUACCUUUCCACUCAUCGUCAAGGACUUUAAAGACAAGCACAUGGUCAAGCCGUACGAGAUCAACCUCAUGGACGAGCUCACGCUACGAGGUGUGACACAGUACUAUGCAUUCGUAGAAGAACGUCAAAAGGUGCACUGUCUCAACACGCUCUUCUCGAGAUUACAAAUCAAUCAGUCCAUCAUCUUCUGCAACUCGACCAACCGCGUCGAGUUGCUGGCAAAGAAGAUUACUGAACUGGGUUACAGCUGCUUCUAUUCUCAUGCAAAAAUGCUUCAAGCGCACAGAAAUCGGGUGUUCCACGAUUUCAGAAACGGAGCUUGCAGGAACCUGGUCUGCUCGGAUCUCCUCACUCGAGGUAUCGAUAUUCAAGCCGUCAACGUGGUCAUCAAUUUCGACUUUCCCAAGAACGCAGAGACGUAUUUGCAUCGCAUUGGUCGUAGCGGUCGUUUUGGUCACCUGGGUCUAGCCAUCAACCUGAUCACCUAUGAAGAUCGCUUCAAUCUGUAUCGUAUCGAGCAAGAAUUGGGAACAGAGAUCGCUCCCAUCCCACCCACCAUCGACAAACGCCUUUACGUUGCUCCUUCGCUCAUCACUGAAGAUGACGGAAAGAAUGCUAACGGGGCCAAGGCCCACCAAAACGGAGCGCCCGUCAUCCCUCCUACGCAGAGGGCAAUGCACCAGGCCAUCAUUCCCCAGAGUCAAGACUUCACUCAGAGCUCGGGAGGUAGGAGAGGCGGAGGCGGCGGCGGUCACGCGAGCGCUAGUGCAGCUGCAGGUGCUGCGCCUUCGCAGCCAGCAGCAUGAGCGGACGGGUCGAUUGCUGCGUCUGCCCAAGGUCUAUGUACUCCAACUCUUCCGCCAAUCGCCUUCUCCGCUCUUUCCCACCUCCUCCUCAUGCA
Molecule: messenger RNA, 1660 nt
Organism: Ceraceosorus guamensis
Lineage: Eukaryota; Fungi; Basidiomycota; Exobasidiomycetes; Ceraceosorales; Ceraceosoraceae
Product: putative ATP-dependent RNA helicase DHH1
Exons: 2
Coding region: 99-1565 (488 amino acids)
Biological process (GO): cytoplasmic stress granule assembly; P-body assembly
Cellular component (GO): P-body; cytoplasmic stress granule
Molecular function (GO): RNA helicase activity; ATP binding; mRNA binding
Source: RefSeq, a predicted model, not a curated record